Molecule: messenger RNA, 502 nt
Organism: Acanthoscelides obtectus
Lineage: Eukaryota; Metazoa; Arthropoda; Insecta; Coleoptera; Chrysomelidae
Source: the annotation of a GenBank genome assembly
AGCGAACAUAAACUAUUAACUGUACACAAAUAACGAUGUCGGUGGAUUCAUCGCAACUAACGGCAAAAAAUGGCGAUAAUUUUACUUUGUUAAUUAUUUGCUUGACUGUGUUAUUCGAAAGAGAAAUAGACUUCAUUGUUUGCUCUGCCUCUUCUCCUAAAAUUAUCUGCGUGGCUUAUAUGACACAUGGUUUUAUUAAUUAUUUACCGAUAGUAGGAGGUUUCUUUUGCUUUGCUAUCAUAAAAGCUAUUUCAAAUGAAGCUUUGAGAUGCUGCGAUACACCUGUGUGAGAACUUCUCAAUUUAUCCAGUCUCAUCCGCUUGAGUGAUUCUGCUUUAGAAAAAAAAACCUUUCGUCUUCAAAACCAGAGUAGGAUGUUGUUGCUUCAAAUGCCUUUCAAGGCGAUUGUGCCUCAUGCUAUCAUUACUUAAAACUUUCAUCAUAUCACACUCUGAGGCAAUUGUAACUCGUCUUUUUCUUUGAAGGUAAAUCCAAACUUAAC